Messenger RNA from Hemiscyllium ocellatum (epaulette shark), 1220 nucleotides. Its product is annotated as zinc finger protein 239-like. NCBI's taxonomy places the organism in Eukaryota, Metazoa, Chordata, Chondrichthyes, Orectolobiformes, Hemiscylliidae. Gene Ontology annotation, biological process: regulation of DNA-templated transcription. The record is from RefSeq and is a predicted model, not a curated record. The transcript is spliced from 2 exons. Gene Ontology annotation, molecular function: DNA-binding transcription factor activity, RNA polymerase II-specific; RNA polymerase II cis-regulatory region sequence-specific DNA binding. The coding region runs from base 146 to 1105 and encodes 319 amino acids.
GAAGUGUCCAUCAAAGGCCUGGGAGCUGCCGACUGGGCAGUUGGAUGGGAUGCCUAUGCAGUUGGGAAACUCGAACUAAGCAUCACUUCAGGUUCAGGCGGGGAUAGUCAUUUCGUCAGGACCGAAACGUCCUCAUACUUGGAUCAUGGAAGCAAAGAUAAUCGUUCACACUGAGAAACCGUGGAAGUGUGGGGACUGUGAGAAGACAUUCAAAUGCCCAUCCCACCUCGAGAGGCAUCGACGCAGUCACACUGGGGAGAGGCCGUUCAGCUGCCCCCAGUGCGGAAAGGGAUUCACUCGCUUAACCAACAUGCUGUCACACCAGCGGGUUCACACCGGGGAGAGACCGUUUAAAUGUCCAGACUGUGGGAUGUGCUGUAAAAGUUCCAGGGACCUCGCGUCCCACCGACGUGUUCACACUGAUGAGAGACCGUACAGAUGCUCUCACUGUGGGUCCACGUUCAAGCGAUCAUCUAACCUGAGCGUACACCGGCGCAGACACACUGGGGAGAGACCAUUCACUUGCAGUGAGUGUGGGAAGGGAUUCUCUCACUCGUGUCACUUGAUGACACACCAGCAGGUUCACUCCGACCGGAGACCUUUCAACUGUACGGACUGUGGGAAAAGCUUCAAAAGUUCAAGAGAACUGAUGUCCCAUCAACGUGUUCACACAGACGAGAGACCAUUCCGAUGCUGUCACUGUGGGGCUGGGUUCGUACGGAUGCCUGACCUCGCUGUCCACCAACGCUGUCACACACGGGAGAAGCCAUUCGACUGCUCAGAGUGUGGAAAGAAAUUUAACAGGUCUUCCUACUUGCUGUCACACCAGCGGGUUCACUCUGCGGAGAGACCUUUCAAAUGCCCAGACUGUGGGAAGGGUUGUAAAAGUUCUCGACAGCUGGUCAUCCAUCGACGUGUUCACACGGACAACAGGCCGUUUCGGUGCUCUCACUGCGGGACUGGCUUCAGGCGAUCUUCUGAACUGAUCGUACACCAGCGAGUCCACAGCGGGGAGAGACCGUUUACCUGCUGCAAAUGUGGGAAGGGGUUCACUCAGUCGUCCCACCUACUGAGACACCAGCGCGUUCACAAGGAAUCGCAGUGAUUCGAUUUUGCUGUUAAUCGCAUUUGGGAUUGAACCUGUUUCAUUUGAGUCUGUUUCCACUGACAAAUUUUUAAAAAGACUACACUUCAGUUAUAAUAUUCUGGAUAAACAUCAA